AUGGAAGGAAAGUCAUCAAAAGCUCAAGGAAUUGUUCCUGCAACCAUAUCCGCCAGUAUCUCGAGGCUCCUGCAGCGGGAAGUUGAAAAUUCGAAAGCAAGCCCGACUAAUGUAGCGCAAGACGUGUCUGAGAGCAGCCGUCUGACCACCCUUACUUUCUCCAGAGAAGAGCUCUUGGAGAUGAUAAAGUCCUUAAACAAAGAGGUGGACCCUACUUCGGUCCUAGCCCGCAUUGAAGCCGCUGCCCUUCCCCCGGCUACCAUGCAACAAGGCUCAGAAAACCUUCAGCCGGAAACUAGAAAUGCAACUGUAGAAAAAGAACGCAGUGAGGGUACAACCAUAAUAGAAGAGGAAGAAAACAUAUGGAACGAAAUGGAUGGACCACUAGAAAAGGGGGAGGAGGUAGAGCAAAAGUUGCCCACUAUGGGGGUGGAGCCAAGCUCGAGGACUGAGAUACCAGAGGAGAUACCAGCAGAGCCAAUUCCCAUGGAAACUGCAACAGUGGAUGAACCUAUAGAGGAAGCCGAGCAACCACUACUUACUCCUGAAGAAGUCACAACAAACUUAGCGGAAAAGAAUUUUGAGGAUGCUGAGAAUGAUAUGGAAGUGGGUGAGAACAGGACUGCUGGAUGGAACUCUACUGAGAGGGUAGAGAUACCUACUGAUGAUACACUGGAGAGAAGGGAAGUCGUGAUUGUUACCGAUGAAGCGAGAGCUGCUGUCAUCGGUACCUAUCAGCGGAGGCCAGCUAGAGAAGAAACCUCAGGGAGGAGGUCUGAAGAAGAACAACCAAGGGAAACCCCAAGGCAGAGAGCAGGGGAGGAUGUAGACAGUCCAGCAAGGAGUGCGGUGGGACCUCCACGUCGCAGACGGAGGCUCCUAAUUGAUGAAGAACCUGAGGAAGAAGAGGAUGUUUUCUUCACACCUAUGGACGCACGGCCUAGCUCUGGGCAGCCAGAUACACCUGCUGAAGUGGAUGAUAGUGAGCGAGAAAGGAAGGAGCGAAAAAGAAGGGGAAAGCCAUCGUUGUCCCAGUAA
Molecule: messenger RNA, 1038 nt
Organism: Salvia splendens (bonfire salvia)
Lineage: Eukaryota; Viridiplantae; Streptophyta; Magnoliopsida; Lamiales; Lamiaceae
Product: neurofilament medium polypeptide-like
Exons: 1
Coding region: 1-1038 (345 amino acids)
Source: RefSeq, a predicted model, not a curated record